Messenger RNA from Diuraphis noxia (Russian wheat aphid), 540 nucleotides. Its product is annotated as juvenile hormone esterase-like. NCBI's taxonomy places the organism in Eukaryota, Metazoa, Arthropoda, Insecta, Hemiptera, Aphididae. The record is from RefSeq and is a predicted model, not a curated record.
CAUUGUCACAUUUUGUCUCCACAAUCCACAGGAUUAUUCAAUAAAGCCAUUAUGCAAAGUGGAUGUAUGUUUAAUCCAUGGGCUUUGAAUCACAAACAUAUAGAAUCAGCUUAUAAGUUGGCCAAAAAUUUGGGUUGUGAAGAAUAUGACCCUAAAGUAGUUGUUCAAUACUUACUCAAUAUAUCAGCCAUUGAUAUUGUCAAAUCGAUUACUAUUGAUGCAAAGACAAAUCCAAAUUAUGAUUUUGUYCCAUCUGUUGAAAAUGAAAUGGUUAGUGAGAAAUUUUUACCUGCUCAUCCUGACAUUUUAKUAAAAACUGCAUCAACAGUACCUAUAAUAAUUGGAAUCAACAACAUGGAAGGACUGUUAGCUUUUGGAGAUCGUAAAAUCAUGAAAAUUAUAAACAAUACUGAUGAAAUCCACAAAUUGUUUAAAAGUCAAUAUGGCUAUACUAAAGAAAUUGUGAACCUUAUAAAGAACUUUUAUUUCAAUGAACGGAACACAGAAAGUGGAUCCACUAAAUUGGAAAAUAUAUGUCAU